Messenger RNA from Athalia rosae (coleseed sawfly), 1079 nucleotides. RefSeq names its product ATP synthase subunit b, mitochondrial (gene ATPsynB). The record is from RefSeq and is a predicted model, not a curated record. The coding region runs from base 154 to 870 and encodes 238 amino acids. NCBI's taxonomy places the organism in Eukaryota, Metazoa, Arthropoda, Insecta, Hymenoptera, Athaliidae. Gene Ontology annotation, molecular function: proton transmembrane transporter activity. Gene Ontology annotation, biological process: proton motive force-driven ATP synthesis. The transcript is spliced from 4 exons.
AAUUUUAGAUUUAAAUUCAAUAGUAUUCCUUCUGGACAGUUAAGAUUCGACAAAAAUUUGUCCGAAUUUGACUCUCACAGUCAGCCAUUUUGGUUCAGGACCAUUCCAUCACAGUUUCACACUCGCACGAACGGUCACACGAGUGUAGAUAAGAUGCUGUCGAGGUUGGCUCUCCGUAAUGCUCAGAAGCUGCCGGCUGUUGCUUCCAGCACACAGGCCCUGGCCACCGAAGCUCCUACUUUCAGUAGGCCCGUGAGAGCCGAAAAAGGUGGUGCAGUCCGCAUGGGAUUCAUCCCCGAUGAAUGGUUCACGUUUUUCUACCCAAAGACUGGUGUGACUGGACCCUAUACGUUUGGUGUGGGUUUAACGACCUACCUAGUCUCCAAAGAAAUUUAUGUUUUGGAACAUGAGUAUUACACCGGUUUGUCAAUUGCCAUUAUGCUCAUCUAUGCCACAAAGAAGUUUGGACCAGUACUGGCUUCUUAUACCGAUAAGUGGAACGCGGAAUAUCUGGACGAAUUAAAUGGUGCUAGAAAUGAUGAAAUUAAAACCAUGGAGGAUGCAAUUGCUGCCGAAAAAGAUGCACAGUGGCGUGCCGAAGGCCAGACUUUACUUAUGGAAGCUAAAAGACAAAACAUCGCCAUGCAAUUAGAAGCCGCCUACAGAGAACGCAUGGCAAAAGUCUUUUCUGAGGUUAAAAAGCGCCUGGAUUAUCAAGCCCAAGUUCAAGUAGUUGAGCGCAGAAUUGGCCAGAAACAUAUGGCUGAUUGGAUCAUUUCGAACGUAUUGAAGUCCAUUACUCCAGAACAAGAAAAAGCUACCCUCCAGCAAUGUCUCGUCGAUCUACAAGGCAUGGCUGCUAAAAAUUAGACAUGUCUUUUCUAUCCAUAGCAGUCGUAGGAAAUUCAAUGUACAUCAAGAGUGACGAACUCGUUAGUCUCAUGGUCGAAUGCAUGGCAAAGAUAUUUCAUGCCUUUUAUGCAUAGGGUUCUCCCUCCUUAACUCCCUCGAAAAGUUGAGGUAAUUCAUCAUGUAUGAAUCGUUUACAAUAAAUACAGUCUCAUAUGACUUAUUCUUAG